AUGCUGCUUGCUCUGCAAUUCAUUCUUUCCCUUUGCCUGGCAACACUUCAGACCCAGGCUCGGGCUGUCUUCGCCCACUUUAUGGUAUCUAAUACUCUGCAAUAUACCGUAGACGAUUGGGAAGAUGAGAUGACGCUGGCCAACGAGGCCAAUCUCGACGCCUUCGCUCUGAACAUUGCUGUCGGAGAUGCCACCAACACCGGCCCGGUUGCCAACGCCUUCUUGGCGGCCGAAAAUGUGGGCUUCAGUCUGUUCUUCAGCUUUGACUAUGCCGGAAAUGGGGCCUGGGCCGAGUCCGACGUGGUCAGCAUGAUUUCCACCUACGCGCUGACCGGGGCGUAUUUCCAGCAUGCCGGCAAGCCCCUCGUCAGCACCUUCGAGGGCCCGGCCAACGCGGCUGACUGGGUCUUCAUCAAGGAGCAGACGGGGUGUUUCUUUAUCCCGGACUGCGACAUGAACACGUAUAUUGAUGCCUCGUAUAUCGACUUCUUAGACGCAUUCGGCACCGGCGAGGCCCCUCACAACUACGUGCUGGAAAUGCCGCACGACGGCUGGCGCGUAUUCCUCCCCUGGUUGGUUGACACGUAUAAGCAAAACAUCCCGACCAUCACCCAGGAGGAAGUUCAGGCGUGGUAUAGGCGCAAUGUUGGGGGAGAGUGCGUGUCGGACGGCGGCACCACGGGUAAUACCGCCAGCCAGCUUCAGCUGGAGUAUUGGCCCUAUAAGAUUGGGCAGAACAAGGUCUUCUUCUCUGCGUUGCUCGGGUCGGCGGCAGAUAUUCCAAUAACCAUCGGCAGUGAGAACAUGGGUGCGCAGUGGAACAGCACUCCAAGCGGGGGUGCAGGUAUAUAUCACGGAUUUGUGAGCUUCUCUGUGCAGGAUGGCCCAGUUGAGGUCACAAUCUCGCGCGACGGAGCUGCCAUUGCUAGUUUUACGGGUGCGGACAUCGUGAUCGGGUGCUCGAGUAGCACAAAUAUCGAAAAUUGGAAUGCCUGGGUGGGAAGCGCGAUGGCCUCGGCCACGAUUGACGCGACGCCUACAUACUCUCUCCUAAACGCUAAAAUAGGCCCGCAGCCGGAGCUGCGCAAGAGUCUGGGAGUAGUGGGAUAUCCCAUCACUGGGGAGACGGCGGAUUACAGUAGACUCUGUGCCUUUGCCUGCAAUUACGGCUAUUGCCCGCCCACGGCUUGCGGGACCAUCGAAGUAGCCCUAACUGUCACCACUGCUUCGCCUUUUACCCCGACCACCUGCACCGCCGGCCAAGGGGAGGGUAAUCUCGCUGGGCUCUGCAAUUAUGCCUGCAACUAUGGAUUCUGUCCCAUUCACAAUUGCACAUGCACCUUCACAGGGCCCUUGGAUCUGCCCCCUGCCGCGAACACCAGCAUUUACGGAUUCUACAGCGGUAGCGGCUCUGACAGUGGCUUGUGCGAGUUUGCCUGCGAGAGGGGAUACUGUCCGUCUCCUACAUGUCUGGACGAUACAUCCACCACCGGCACUGACGAUGACGACAACGACGACGACGAAGAUUUGGUUUGUGCAGACGAUGGGACGGACACACGCGCCGUAUGUAACGAAGAAGUUUGCACGGGUUGCAACUACAGCGUCUCCUUCGCCAGUUUUACCGACCUUUCCGCCGCGGCCCCGAGCUACAAUGCCAGCUGUGUGAACUACUAUCUUAUCGGGGCCCUGUCGAGUAUGCUAGACUCCGCCCUGGCAAAUUACACGCAAGUAAACAGCAGCUAUCAUGAUAAGUUUGAAGACUAUGUCAGCUUCGUCAAGAAGGAGGUGCUCGAGGUACUGGACACGCUGAUGGCGGCGGGAGGCGGGGGAAACGCAUACUUCGAGUGCACCUACAGCGCCGGCGGGAUCACGAACAUCUCCACCACCAGCUGCCCGUACCAGGUCCCACAGACCACAGACGACGUAGACAUCAAUAGCAUCGUCUACUACGACCUGGUGAAUGCGACAGGAUUGUGGGAUAUGCUGUUGAGUGACUACGGGCUGCAGUCGAGUUGGGUGCAGCUGGGCGAGCGCGUCAUUCAUAAUCACUGCUCCCCUCAACGACAAACACCCUCACGGGUACGGUAUGCCACGAGCAGACCUACACCUGGAAGGGCUACCCCGUGGCGGCGGCUGAUCUGGUUGUCACCGACCCCGGCCACCAUCGUCCAGUCGAGUUUGCCCAACAUCCAGAACCUGAGCAAUACACUCACCCUCACGAGGAUCCUGAUUAGCUCCGGCGCGUGGGGCGGGCCCCUGGACGACAUCGUGCUGAGCGUGUCGACGGCUGUGUUCACCCUCGUUCAAGCCGCGCAGAACAUGGCCCAGAUCGAGACGAUCGCGACGCAGUACGAAGAAACCCAGAAGGGUCGACCCCUAGCAUCUGAGCAUACAAGCUGUGACUCAGAGCACCUCGAUUGCUAUUCUUGA
Molecule: messenger RNA, 2430 nt
Organism: Aspergillus aculeatus ATCC 16872
Lineage: Eukaryota; Fungi; Ascomycota; Eurotiomycetes; Eurotiales; Aspergillaceae
Product: glycoside hydrolase family 71 protein
Exons: 4
Coding region: 1-2430 (809 amino acids)
Biological process (GO): mating projection tip cell wall disassembly
Molecular function (GO): glucan endo-1,3-alpha-glucosidase activity
Source: RefSeq, a predicted model, not a curated record